AUGUGCGAGCCAUCAGAUCUCUCGCGAUGGGGAGAAGUUUUUGUGCUUCUCGUCUACGACAAGGACAGAGCCAUGGCCUACAGAAAUGCAGCCGUUAAAGAAAAGGCCGUCCUCUCGCGCUAUCGCGGAAAGAACGUGGGAUGCACUACUGCGGUUAGUUUAAAAUUAGUUUUGGCUAUAUUCAUUCGUUUACACAAAUAG
Molecule: messenger RNA, 201 nt
Organism: Dibothriocephalus latus
Lineage: Eukaryota; Metazoa; Platyhelminthes; Cestoda; Diphyllobothriidea; Diphyllobothriidae
Source: the annotation of a GenBank genome assembly